This is a messenger RNA of Neolamprologus brichardi, 3993 nucleotides long. NCBI's taxonomy places the organism in Eukaryota, Metazoa, Chordata, Actinopteri, Cichliformes, Cichlidae. The record is from RefSeq and is a predicted model, not a curated record.
UUUGUCUCUUGCCUCAGAUGAUACAGAUAAUGACAUCAGGGAAAUACCCCAUCCUUGCCCAUUUGGAAAAUACCGACGGAGCAUGCAGACCCUUAUACCCUUCCGCUGUUCCUCACCAGAGUCCCACGCUGUAGAUAAUGCAGGUUUAAUAUCAUUUUCAGUCUUUCUGUGGAUGAUCCCCAAAAUGUGGGCCAUGUUCAAGAAUGAGCUGGAUACAUCCGACCUACACCUGUCUCCUUUUGAUGUAGCAGACAUUAACGCAAAAAGGCUCCAGAGGCUAUGGAAUGAAGAAGUGGCAAGGAGAGGCUUGGAGAAUGCCUCACUGAUUCGGGUGACUCUUCGUUUUCAAAGAACUAGACUGAUUCUGUCCACCCUCGUCUCCAUUCUUGCCAUGGUGGCGGCCUUUUUGGGGCCGGCGGUCGUCGUUUAUAAGAUCUUGGACUACGUUUGCGACCCAGGAGAAACCAGUGGUGUUGGUUUGGCCUUUGCUUUGUUCACCACAGAGUUGCUCAAAACUUCCAUGAUAUCCUUGCAGUGGGCAUUAACACUGCGUACGGCCAUCAGACUGAAAGGUGCCUUAUGCUCUUUGGGCUUCCAGAAAGUCACAUCUCUGCAAGUACUUGGCGACAUGUCAAACGGAGAGAUUCUUAAUAUUUUGACCAAUGUUGGACACACGGUUUUUGAGGCAGUUGUGAAUGGGAGCUUUGUGAUGUCCACCCCUGUACUCCUUGUUGCGGGCACUUGUUAUGCCUGGAACAUUCUGGGCUACACCGCAAUUAUUGGAGUCCUCAUCUGCAUCAUCUGUAUUCUCAUUCAACAUCUCUUGGCACAUCUCACAAAUGUAUUCAAGACAAAAGCAAUGGUAAUAAAAGACAAACGUGUUCAUGCAAUGACUGAGAUUCUCAACAGCAUUAAGCUAAUCAAGAUGUAUGCCUGGGAAGAUUCUUUUGAGAUGAAAAUUGUAGAGUUGAGGAAACUUGAAAAGAAACUAGUACAGAAAAUCCUUGAAAUCCAGAGUAUUAAUGGCAACUUGAACAUGGCCAUCAACACCAUUGCCACUGUUUUCACCCUUCUCAUCCACACUUUGUUGGGGUUGCCACUGAAAACAUCUGAUGCUUUUACUGUUGUUGCCAUCUUCGCCUCCAUGAGGUUCACCUUUGCUGUCAUGCCGGUUGCUGUGAAGGCGCUCACCGACGCUUUUGUGUCACUAAAACGAUUUAGGAAACUCUUACUCAUCCAGAAUCCUGAGCCUUACCUGACGCAGAUAGCAGGCAGUAAUUCUGCUGUAGUGAUGAGAAAUGCUACACUUUCAUGGACCAAACGCAGCCAGUCAGAGUCACCGCCCAGAGCAGCUAAUGAGGUCACGGAACACAAUAUGGACGUGACUUCUCCGAAUGAAAAUGUUGAGACCUUACCAACCCUCAGAAACAUCUCUUUUACACUACCCAAGGGAAAACUGCUUGGUGUUUGUGGGAAUGUGGGAAGCGGAAAGACGUCACUGAUUUGCAGCAUUUUGGAACAGAUGCACCUUCUUCAGGGCUCCGUCACAGCUGAUGGGACAUUUGCGUACGUUUGCCAGCAGGCCUGGAUUUUUCAUGGAACUGUUCGAGAAAAUAUUCUUAUGGGGGAACCUUUUGAUCAGGCCAGAUAUGACAGAGUUGUAGAUGUCUGUAGCCUCAGAGCUGACCUAAGCAUCCUGCAAUAUGGUGACCAAACUGAGAUUGGAGAGCGGGGUCUAAAUCUAUCAGGGGGACAGAAGCAGAGAAUCAGCCUGGCAAGAGCAGUGUAUUCCAACAGGGACAUUUUCCUCCUUGAUGACCCACUAUCUGCUGUUGAUGCUUAUGUGGGGAAACACAUUUUUGAAGAAUGUAUAAAGAAAGAGCUGAGAGGAAAAUCCGUCAUACUGGUUACACAUCAGCUCCAGUAUUUAGAGUUCUGUGAUGAGAUCCUGGUUCUGGACAAUGGAACGGUAUCGGAGUCUGGAAACCACAGGGAUCUGAUGAGAGCCGAUGGACGCUAUACUCAGCUCAUCAGUACCUACCAGAUGGGAGAGUCCAAAACCAAGAAAAAGAAAGCUGGGGCACUAGCAUCAUUUAUUGAUGGCCAGUUGGACGAGAUUGACCUCGGACAUUGUGCAAGCACUGGCACUGAGAAUCCUGCCGCUGUCCCAGCUGGUAAUCGGCUAGUGAGUCAGGAGUCCUCUACAAAAGGUGCCAUCUCCUGGAGAAUAUACCGCACAUACUCCCAGGCACUUGGAGGCUACACAGUUUCCUUCAUUAUCCUCCUGAAUAAGCUCCUGUUGGCAGGAUCCUCAGUCUUCAGCAAUUGGUGGUUCAGCUUCUGGAUGGCAAGUGGUGAUGGGUCAUCCAGUAACACAACUGCAGUCCAGGGAGAAAUCUCUCAAAAUCCACACCUUCACUUCUACCAGGUUAUUUAUGCUACAACAGCGGUUGUCAUUGUUGUACUUUCCAUUGUGGACAUCAUAAUCUACACUUAUUUCACCUUGAAGGCCUCCUGCAAAUUCCAUGACAUGCUGUUCAGAAAGAUCAUUGAUAGUCCAAUGAGUUUCUUUGACACAACUCCAACGGGCCGACUUCUAAAUCGUUUCUCUAAAGAUCAAGACGAAGUGGAAAUGGUCCUUCCUCUUGUCAUGGGCUCUUUCUUACGUGUAUUCCAGAGGAGUAUACGUCAUAUGAAGAAUCUAGAAAACAUCAGUCUCUCUCCAUGGUUCUCUCUAACCACCUCAACUUUGCAUGGCCUCAGCACCAUCCAUGCCUAUAGUAAAAGAGACAGCCUUAUAGAACAGUUCAAUAUCUUGACUGAUAUCAACUCCAAAUACCUUUUCAUGUUUAAUGCUGGCACACGUGCAUUCACCUUCUGCCUGGAAUUAAUGGCUGCUACUACGACGCUGUUUGUGGCUCUCUUUGUAGUGCUCAGCAGUAAUGACUUAAUCAGUCCAUCCUUGAAAGGCCUCGCGAUAUCCUAUUCCUUGCAGUUGACAGGCAUGCUUCAACUUGUAGCCAGAUUCUCGAUAGAAGUGGAAGCAAGAUUCAACUCAGCGGAACGGCUCCAGGAAUAUGUCACGGAUUGUAAGUCUGAGGCUCCCAGGCAUGUUAAGGAGACUCAGAUCCCACAGGACUGGCCUAGCAGUGGGGGCAUCACCUUCGUAGACUAUAAGAUGAGGUACAGAGAGAAUGCACCAAUUGUCCUGAACGGCAUUGAUUUCCACAUUCAACCUGGAGAGAAGCUGGGGAUCGUGGGAAGGACUGGCUCUGGAAAAUCGUCUUUAGGAGUAGCUCUAUUUAGACUUGUGGAGCCUGCAGCAGGAACCAUACUGAUAGAUGGGGUGGACAUCAUGUCCAUUGGCCUGCAAGACCUGCGUAGCAAAUUGUCUGUGAUUCCUCAGGACCCUGUGCUAUUUGUUGGUACAGUCAGGUACAACUUGGACCCCUUUAAUAAAUACAGUGAUGAGGAGAUCUGGGCAGCGCUUGAGAAGAGCUACAUGAAGGACUCGAUUUCAAAGCUGGAGGGGAAGCUUGAAGCGCAUGUUAUGGAGAAUGGAGAAAACUUCUCUGUAGGCGAGAGACAGCUGAUCUGUAUGGCUAGAGCUUUACUCCGUAACUCCAAGAUCAUUCUUUUGGAUGAAGCCACUGCCUCCGUAGAUGCAGAGACAGAUGCUCUGAUCCAAAACACCAUCCAAGAAGCCUUACGUAAUAGCACUAUGCUCACAAUAGCUCAUCGGAUCAGCACUGUGGUGCAAGCAGAUCGUAUUUUGGUCAUGGACAAUGGACAGGUGGCAGAGUUGGAUGAUCCAAAUACACUGAAGCAACAGCCAUUCUCUAUGUUCUCAUUACUGCUGACUGCUUCAAACACUGUAAAUUUGUGAAACAAAGUAAACCUUGAAACCAAAGAACAUCUGUGGAGUAGGCACAUGUAUUUAGAUUACUAUUUUAAUGACUAUUCUGUAUUUUUAAAAAUGUUAAUUAUUCUAUU